AGCAGGCACUUCACAGCACGUUGGGAAGUGAGAGGAAACUGUCAAAUAGCCUUCCAGCACUGAUAGAGAGGGAGAGACAGAGAGAGGAAGCCAGACGCACAAGUGCAUAUACUAACUGUUAGUAUUUGGCAGGGUAAUUUCUCCUCAGGGGUUCUUUUCUGACUGAGUAAUGAUGUUUUUCGGCUACCUUAUAGUGACACUGCUGUGCUUCACAACUUUAGCACUAGGACAAACAAGGGGAAAGAGCAUCGGUUGUGAUAAUCUUAUUGGAUCAGACAAGGUGACUGACAAGUGUGGAAUAUGUGGAGGUGACAAUACUGCUUGCAAGGUAGUAUCAGGUGUUUUUAAACACCCCUUUUCAAAUAUUGGCUAUCACAAGAUUGUGGAAAUUCCUAAAGGAGCUACAAAGAUCAACAUAACAGAAAUGUUGAAAAGCAAGAAUUAUCUUGCACUACGAAGUCGAUCUGGUCGAUCCAUAAUUAAUGGAAAUUGGGCCAUUGAUCGGCCUGGGAAAUAUGAAGGCGGAGGAACAAUGUUUACCUAUAAACGCCCCAAUGAAAUUUCUAGCACUGCUGGGGAGUCAUUCACAGCUGAUGGUCCAACAAGUGAGAUACUGGAUGUUUAUAUGAUUUAUCAGCAGUCUAAUCCUGGUGUGCGCUAUGAGUACAUUCUGUCAACUCAGAACACUAUAAGCCCACAACUACCUCCUCAUAUACUGCCUGGAGACCCUCUGAAUGGUCAAUUAGGAGUAACAGACAGUAGUAACACCGACAAUGAAAAUUUUGACAUUGCUGAUACCCAGGCUGGCUCAUUUAUAGGACAUCCUACUAAGCCUAUUCCAGAUGGAUUUCCAGACAACCAGGUACCUAUAGGGCAGCCUCCAAGGAGAAAUCUAGAACACAACUGGAAGCAGGUUGGGAAAACACAGUGCACAGCUACAUGUGGCAGAGGUUCGCAGUAUCCUAUCUUUAGAUGUGUAAAUAGAAAUACCCAUGAAGGUGUUCAUGACAGUCUUUGUGAUCUUGUCUCCAAACCCACUGGCGAAGAAGAGGCCUGCAAUACAAACCCAUGUCCUGCAUUUUGGGACAUAGGUGAAUGGUCCGAAUGCAGUAAGACGUGUGGUUUAGGAAUGCAGCACCGUCAGGUCCUGUGCAGACAAAUAUAUGCUAACCAUACUCUGAUGGUACAGUCAUAUCACUGUCAACAUCUGGAAAAGCCAGAAACAACAACCACCUGUCAGAUGAAGAUAUGCAGUGAAUGGCAAAUCAGGACAGACUGGCAACCAUGUUCAGUCCCUUGUGGAGUUGGCCAGAAGACCAGGGAUGUGAAGUGCAUUAGUAACCUUGGUGACAUUGUCGAUGAUGAAGAAUGUAACAUGAAAAUGAAGCCGAGUGAUGUUGAAAACUGUGAUAUGGGCCCAUGUGCUAAAAGCUGGUUCCUCACACAGUGGAGUGACAAGUGUUCGACAGAAUGUGGUGAAGGUGUGAGAACGCGAUCAGUUGCUUGUAUGACAAACUAUAUAAGUAGUUUACCACUGGAAGGCUGUGGAAGUCAAAGACCUUCAGAGAAUAUGUCUUGUAAUAAUGGUCCUUGUGAGAACAAAAUACAAUGGUUCACUGGAAGUUGGAGUCAGUGCUCAGCAGAAUGUGACAGCGGUGUUCAGCAACGUGAAGUCAUCUGUGUUAAAAAGAAUGGUGAUGAUUUUAUAGUUUUGGAUCCUACUGAAUGUUCCUUUUUGGAGAAACCUCCCAAGCAUCAGUCCUGCCAUCUGAAGCCCUGUGGUUCUAAAUGGCUGUACACAGAAUGGAGCACGUGCUCAAAAUCUUGUGACAGUGGCUUUCGUGUUCGAGAAGUUAGAUGUCUUUCAGACGAUAUGACUCCAAGUGAUGUAUGCGAUCCACUCCUAAGGCCAGAAGACAAAGAAUCUUGUAAUACACAGGCCUGUAUACCAGAAAUAGAUGAAAAAUGCAAAGACAUAUUUUACAACUGUAAUACGGUGGUUCAAGCCCGGCUCUGUGUAUACAACUAUUAUAGAACAGUCUGUUGUGCAUCCUGUGUAAGGGCAGCAAAGAGACAUUCAACUUCAGUAUCAUAUAUUGGGCGCAGAUAACAUCUUCUGUCAGUGAAAGAAGCAUAAAUGUGAACUGAAAAUAAGUUGUGAUGUGGACUUCACCUAGGUCUGCUGUAAGAAGAGGUUAUGGUAUUUUCAAGAACAUUGUAGAUGUGGCAUGCUCACAUCGUGUUUUUUUUUUUUUUCAAGCCUUUACGAGGUUGUAUUUUGUUUAAUUAUGUUUUAAAAGAGAACUUUUUAUACUUGUAUUUUUUAAAACAGUUUCUGUACAUUGGUUGUAUUUUAAUUAUGUUUUUCAAGUCCUGAGCAUCUGUUAAUGAGAAGAUAUACCCUUUAAUCUGUGAAAUUCUCCACUUGCAUAGGAAGAAAAGCAUUUAGAAAAUUUCAUGCAAAAUUGCAGUCAGUGUUUUGUAUAAUAUAUAUUUAAAUUUACCGAAUCACUAACCCACAUAUUUAAUAGUGUAAAUCUGUUAAAAAUCAUUGCAACAAUCAGGAGAAAGAGAGAUGCACAUUUAUUUGCAUGAAACAGACGUUUAUUGCAAACAUUCAUUAUAAGAAUGAAAUCAAGUGUUUCACUGAACCUUAGAUUGUUAUUGUGCAGUAAAUCUACUGUAUACUGCUUUUUUUCUGUUUGGCACAGUAUUAAUUACAGCACAUUGUCAUAAAAAUGCAGACAUAAUGUGAUUGUAUGCACAAAAACAGGUCACUGUUGCCUAUUCCUUUACAACCUGAAAAAGUUGCUUGCAUGACCUUUACUGAAAUGAACCAGCAUAUAUCAAGUACUGACAUCUAGUCAAUGAGCAUAAUCUUUGUCUUUAGUCUGAGAAAAUGUUAAGAAAUGUACAGAAGACACGAGGUCAAAUGAUGAACAUGUGAACGUGGGAACAUGUGUGUUUAUUUCCAGAAGUUCUAGAUCAGAAAGUUAAACUGUAUGUGUCAUCUCUCCAACUCAGUUACUAAGUACAUAAAAAGUCAGCAUUCACAAGAGCAAAAUAUUUUUGUUUUUAGAGUCACAUAUAGAAUUAUUUGUAGUUGCAAUUGAUGAGGCCUAUUUCCAGUUCAUAUUAAAAUUAAAUCUUCUAUAACAAUGCUUGA
Protopterus annectens (West African lungfish) is the source of this 3166-nucleotide messenger RNA. It is a transcript of the gene THSD4, whose product is annotated as thrombospondin type 1 domain containing 4. Gene Ontology annotation, molecular function: metalloendopeptidase activity. NCBI's taxonomy places the organism in Eukaryota, Metazoa, Chordata, Ceratodontiformes, Protopteridae. Gene Ontology annotation, cellular component: extracellular matrix. The coding region runs from base 170 to 2110 and encodes 646 amino acids. Gene Ontology annotation, biological process: extracellular matrix organization. The record is from RefSeq and is a predicted model, not a curated record. The transcript has 12 exons.